Molecule: messenger RNA, 1592 nt
Organism: Antechinus flavipes (yellow-footed antechinus)
Lineage: Eukaryota; Metazoa; Chordata; Mammalia; Dasyuromorphia; Dasyuridae
Gene: BCS1L
Product: mitochondrial chaperone BCS1
Exons: 8
Coding region: 291-1577 (428 amino acids)
Biological process (GO): mitochondrial respiratory chain complex III assembly; protein insertion into mitochondrial inner membrane from matrix
Cellular component (GO): mitochondrial inner membrane
Molecular function (GO): ATP binding; ATP hydrolysis activity
Source: RefSeq, a predicted model, not a curated record
UCAGAGGGCACCUCUGAGAGUAACAACGUGCCGAGCCGAGGCCUUAAGGCAGGUGCCAGGUAGCUCCGCAGGUGGCAGCUGAUCCUCCCCCGGAUUUCUCUGGCUCGGCCGCGGCUCCUGCAGUUUGCAGCUCCGAAGGGAGUCGCAGACGAAACCUCCCCGCGCCGCGUUCUCAGUUUCCCCAGCCCUAGAGUAGGGGAGCUGGUUGGGCGCCCCCAUUCCCGCCACACCCCCAUCCUCUAGAAGCCAGGUCGGCGAUGCUGAAGAGCCCCUGAGAGGAGACCCCCACGAUGCCCCUGUCUGACUUUGUGCUGGCCUUGAAGGACAAUCCGUACUUCGGGGCCGGCUUCGGACUGGUGGGCGUGGGCACUGUCCUGGCCCUGGCCCGAAAGGGAGCCCAGCUGGGGCUGGUGGCGUUCCGGCGCUACUACAUGAUCACGCUGGAGGUGCCGGGUCGGGACCGCAGCUACACGUGGCUGCUGAGCUGGCUGGCCCGGCACGGUUCCCGCACGCAGCACCUGAGCGUGGAGACCUCGUACCUGCAGCACGAGAGCGGCCACGUCAGCACCAAGUUCGACUUCGUGCCCAGCCCGGGCAGUCACUUCAUUUGGUACCAGGGCAAGUGGAUCCGGGUGGAGCGGAACCGUGAGAAACAGAUGAUUGACCUGCAGACCGGGACCCCGUGGGAGUCCGUCACUUUCACUGCCCUAGGCACUGAUCGCAGGAUUUUCUGUAGCAUCCUCAAGGAAGCCCGGGAGCUGGCCCUGCAGCAACAAGAGGGGAAGACAGUGAUGUACACGGCCAUGGGCUCCGAGUGGAGGCCCUUCGGUCACCCCAGACGCCGUAGACCCUUGCAGUCAGUGGUGCUCCAGAAGGGCUUGGCCGAGCGCAUCAUCCAGGAUAUCCGGGAGUUCAUCAAUAACCCCAAGUGGUACAGCGACAGAGGCAUUCCCUACCGGCGAGGUUACCUAUUGUACGGGCCCCCUGGCUGUGGAAAGAGCAGCUUCAUCACAGCUCUGGCUGGAGAGCUGGAACACAGCAUCUGCCUCCUUAGCCUUACUGACUCCAGCCUCUCUGAUGACCGCCUGAACCACUUGUUGAGUGUGGCUCCACAGCAGAGCCUGGUCCUUCUGGAGGAUGUGGACGCGGCCUUCCUCAGCCGAGACUUAGGGAAGGAAAACCCAGCAAAAUACCAAGGACUUGGACGUCUGACCUUCAGCGGGCUGCUCAAUGCCUUAGAUGGUGUUGCCUCCACAGAGGCACGAAUUGUCUUCAUGACUACCAAUUAUGUUGACAGGCUGGACCCUGCUCUGGUGCGUCCAGGUCGUGUGGACCUUAAGGAAUAUGUUGGUUAUUGUUCGCAUUGGCAGCUGUCCCAGAUGUUUCAGAGGUUCUACCCAGAAGAGCCUGUGUCUAUGGCUGAAUCCUUUGCAGAACAAGCCCUGUUGGCCCAGGGCCAGCUCAGUGCUGCUCAGGUACAAGGCCACUUUAUGCUCUUUAAAAAUGACCCUGAUGGGGCUUUGAAGCAUGUUGAGGCUCUUGCUCUGACCAAACCGGGCCCAACAUCGAACCAAUAAACACUGUUCACAGCA